AUGACUAGAUGUGUCGUGCUCGGCUGGUUCGCGAUCGUCUUCAAUCUGCUCCCAUACCUCAUCUGGAACGCAUUCUCGACGCUGCGUGUGUACGCCCUUUGUGGGCGCGACUGGCGCAUCGCCGCGCUCGUCUGCCUGCUCAUGACUGGGCCCAUCAUCGCUAAUGCCUACAACAUCCCAACGCAGACACCGGUAAACCUGCCGGAGCCGUACAACUGCGAGGUUAACAACGCCAUAACGGUCGCGCUGCACACGAAGAUCUCGUUGAUCGUGGGCGACGCGCUCGUACUUGCCGUGACAUGGUGGAAGACGUACCGGCUCAAGAAGGCGGCGGACGCUGCGCAUAUGAAAACGUCUAUCUUCGAACUGCUCCUUCGCGAUGGCACGAUCUACUUCGGGACGAUGCUCGUCUUGAACGUCCUGCACAUUAUCAUCAACUUUGUUGAGCAAGUCUCCUUCAUGGGCGACAUCGCCGACGUCCUCACUUCGAUCCUCGUCUCGCGCUUCCUCAUGAACCUACGCGCGCUCGACGCCCAACAGACUGGACAGACCUCCACGAACGACGCGCCCGGAACAUGGCACGCCGUCACAGGCGCGGGGAACGACUCCGCGGGCGGCGGCUCGAUCGUGUUCGCGAGCACCGCGAGCCGUUUCGUGGAGUUGAUGGGCGGGCCACUCGAGCAUUCGAUGCGUGCACUAUCCGAGCCGGAGACUUCAAAUGAGGAUGAGGACCGGGAGAGCGAGCUUGUGCACGAGGGAAAGGAAGUGGGGUCUCUGACGGAAGAGGGAAGAAGUGGUUUCUAG
Molecule: messenger RNA, 804 nt
Organism: Trametes versicolor FP-101664 SS1
Lineage: Eukaryota; Fungi; Basidiomycota; Agaricomycetes; Polyporales; Polyporaceae
Exons: 8
Coding region: 1-804 (267 amino acids)
Source: RefSeq, a predicted model, not a curated record